AUGACGAGCGGUCGACAUUCACCUCGGUACGACAAGGAAUAUAUACCGGAGGGCUGCGAAACAGUGAUCGAUGUACCUCCACCAAAAAUGGUGCGAAAUGGUGGCGUAAAUGGUAAUUAUAAGGUAAUUCUUUUUUUGCUAUUUUUAUUAGAUUUUGGCAAAUUCACAGGAAUGAGUUAUUCGAUGGCACCAGUGAACAAAUUUUUGAAUUAA
Gongylonema pulchrum is the source of this 213-nucleotide messenger RNA. NCBI's taxonomy places the organism in Eukaryota, Metazoa, Nematoda, Chromadorea, Rhabditida, Gongylonematidae. The record is from the annotation of a GenBank genome assembly.